AUGGUAUUCGACAAAGAGUUGAGGAAUGCUGAUAACUGGCGCCUUUACCACCUUUUAGAGUUGGAGCCACCAGUGACAGCAAAGCAGGUGCAAUGGCUCUUCCGCAAGGUGACGUUACGCCACCACUUCUACCAGGCAUAUAAUAUACUGCGUGAUGAGGAGCGGAAGAGCCUUUAUGAUUCACUGGGUGAAAACUUUGUUGGCUACCUUAACAGUGGCAGCUGGGGACCACUUAUUCAACUACUCGGCGCUAAGGCAACAGUAGCCGUCUGCUGCGGCGUAUGGGUUCUGAUGAUUCUGCUCAUGUUGUUCUUUUUCUUGGCUGUUGGCGCCCGUGCGGAUCGUCUUAUCACGUGGACGUGGAUGCAGGUGGCUGCUCCCGGUUUGACAGUAACUCUCAUUGUGCUUAUCGCGACGGCAGUGGCCAUGGCGGUUAGCUUUUUCCUACGGCAGCCGAAAGAGGAAGGCAUGCGAUUCGUGGACCGUAUUCCUGCGAUCGGUAAUUUUGUCGCUGCCUUCUUCUACUGCAUCUUUGCCUUCAUUGGGGCGUCAACGGUGGACAGUUAUGCACCUCAGCGGCAUAACAACUACGCGCCAUACUUUGCUUUGCCUAUCCUGGCUGAUGUCAUAUAUUAUCUUUCUACCAUGGUGUGGCGGUGGCCCCGCAACCGGCGUCUGGACCUGGAGGUUGGCAUGCAGGAGUCUAAACCCAUCUUGUGGUAUGCUCCGUGCGUGUUCGCCGGUCUUCACAUCAUUUUGUCAAUCGUCCAAUGGGUCCUCCUUGCGCAGCGUGUUGACCGUAUAAUUAAAAUCAGUUGGUACGCUGCCGCAAGCCCUAUUGCCGUCCGUGCUGUGGUACGUGUUGCUGAAUCAUGUAUGACCAGUUUGGCGCGGCGUGCCAUUGGUAUUAAGAGCGUAUUGGGCGUUGUCUUUGACACCUUAGGCUCUUUGUUCUUCAAUGGUUUAUUGCUUUGCUCCGUGUUCUUUACAGCAGCCCGCUUUGUUCGCGGGAGGAGGGUGGUUCCCCUGAUUCUCGUCUUUUUACCGGUAUACUUGGUGCUAUUUUAUCUGCUUUUCUGCACUAUAUACACGCUUUUUUACCUCCUGAGGAGAAUCACGGAGAAUGCGCGUGAGGAGCGGAUGAAUAACCUCAAGUGGACUCCUGUGGAGCCUCAGGCCGGCGACAAGGUGGUUCCGACGUUGCUGCGUGACUUUGAUGCCUCUGAACGCAUCAUUUGGGAUGACAUUGAUGAUGAGAGCACUAUGCAAUAUUCCACCGGGUAUGAUGAAGUUACAUUUGAAACUGAGGGUUAUGAUGACUAUGAAACUGGUGAGGAGGAGGAGGAAGAGGAGGAAGAGGAAUUAUUUGCACGAGGCGCUAUGGUUUCUGGUUCCUCCGCACCUCAAACUGCACCUGCGCAUCAGCGCAACGUUCCUUUAUCACGUCAAGAAAGCGAAUUGGUAAUUGAUGAUGAUCACUCUGUGGUUACAAUUGAGAGCAGUGAAGAGCAGCCCGUGAGGCGUCAUCAUGCAUACCACGAUCCCUAUGAGUCAAGAACUGGCACAGGAUUAGUAGGCCCACAAAGUGAAACGGAGUACACUCAAUAUGAUACUAAUAACGACGCUUAUGAAGUGGGUGAUACAAAUUUAGAAUCUGAAUGCGCCUCCUCCGAUACUUCCAGUAGUUUUGAAGCCUCCGGGACGGCUCAUUCUGAAAGGCAUCAGGACCCACCUUCUGAAAAUGUGCGACGAAAUUAG
This is a messenger RNA of Trypanosoma brucei brucei TREU927, 1758 nucleotides long. RefSeq lists its product as hypothetical. The coding region runs from base 1 to 1758 and encodes 585 amino acids. The transcript has a single exon. Lineage: Eukaryota; Euglenozoa; Kinetoplastea; Trypanosomatida; Trypanosomatidae. The record is from RefSeq and is a predicted model, not a curated record.